AAAAUGACCACAAAAAGACACAAAACCAUAGAGAGAUGUGUAAUGAAUACAAAGAGAUGGGAAACAACAAAAAAGAGGCAAACGCAUCACAAAGUCUGGCUCUUGGUAAAGAUGUUAGGACUUUUUGCAUGUCUGUGUACAGGGGCAUAAUCCGUCCAUGCCUUCAUGUCAACACUCCACUUAGUGUUACUAUUGAUCACGAUCAUUCUCAGACAUUUCUGAAACAAGAGUUAACAACUGUAAUGUGGCCGGCAUGGCUAUCAAACAUUGAGGUCAAAGGUCAGAGUUGAAUGGAGAGCAUUCAAACCUCAUGAUAAAGGUGGUGGCACCAGGUUCCUCUGAAUCAUGUCAUGUGGUGUUUGUACUCCUCACAUAGUUGGCUGCCCUCAUUACACUCCUGUCUACACAGCAGCACCCAAUAUCACCAGUAGAUGUGAGAAUGCCCAGUGAGAUAACCAGUAUGUGUGAAUGUGCAUUUACACUGCCCACCAGGACCAGGAGUGUGUCUUUGUUUGUUGGUGUCACGUUUCAGCUCCUCCCAGCUCCUUCUCUAUAAAACACCAGCGGUCAGAGCAGCUCAGUGGGGUUUGUUGACUUCCACCCGAGGGGACUUCACUGUCAGCCCGGGAAAGACCACUGCGCCGCCUCCAUCACCGCUGGUCUCUGCAAACUGCCCCAAGUAACAAACAAACAUGGCUCCUUUUGAGAAAUCUAUGGAGAUGAUGCCCUUCAAGCAAAGGAAAUGCCUUGAGACAAGAAAAGAUGAAGUAUGCAGCAUUCGGACAAAAUUCCCCAACAAAUUGCCUGUCAUUGUUGAACGUUACCUCCGUGAAAAGACUCUCCCCCUGUUGGACAAAACUAAAUUCCUGGUUCCCUUCGAACUCACCUUGGGUCAGUUCCUCUGCCUGCUCAGGAAUAAGAUUGCCCUGGACUCAACCCAGGCUCUGUUCCUCCUAGUGGCAGAGAAGAGCAUGUCCUGCAUGUCCUCCAGUAUGGGGGAGGUUUAUUCCCGCUACAGUGACACUGACGGCUUCCUCUACAUCACCUACGCCUCGCAAGAGAUGUUCGGAGCACCUCAAACAGCAACCAGACCGCCCUGCUGAACCUGAAGCACAUACAAUUAACUGAACCGAUAGUGGAGACACCACAUAACCAAACUGGAGGAAAAAAGAGCCAAGCAGAGACUGUUUUUGUCCAGUUCUUUUAAGCCCUGAAAUGCAGCCUACCUCAUGAAACUUUCUGGACAUUCAAAUGCAGCAAAUCACUCUUUUCUUCAUGCUCUGCCACCUGGACAAGACUCACCCUGAUGAUGAUGUCUUUGUUUUAGACAGAGUGGUUGUUAGAUUCAAUACAGAUGCAAUAGUUCUCCAAAAUGUUAAAGAAAAUGGGAUGAUUUUCUUGGUCUGUUCUAUGUCUUUGCUGGUCAAACAUGUUCAUAUCUUCAGAUACAUUGCUGGAAUUCCAGUUUAGUGUAAAACCACCACCUUCUCCACUCUACACAAACAGGGUCAAUGUCUUGCAUGUAAUCAGACUCCUUUUUUUAGCACUUAUCUCCCCCUGUCGCCUCUCCUUUCUUUGAUUGCCACUUCAUCCUCGUCCUUUCCUUAAAAAUGUGAAACUAUGCUCUGGACUCUUGAGGCCCUCAUUGAAAACCUGGAUGUCACUUGAAUGCUGAAUGAUUAGUUCUGUAUCCAGCUGUCAGUAGAGCAAAAAAUAAAUCAAUAUCAUUUUAA
This is a messenger RNA of Sander lucioperca (pikeperch), 1733 nucleotides long. It is a transcript of the gene map1lc3cl, whose product is annotated as microtubule-associated protein 1 light chain 3 gamma, like. Gene Ontology annotation, biological process: cellular response to nitrogen starvation; macroautophagy; autophagosome assembly. The record is from RefSeq and is a predicted model, not a curated record. Gene Ontology annotation, cellular component: cytosol; autophagosome membrane; autophagosome. The transcript has 4 exons. NCBI's taxonomy places the organism in Eukaryota, Metazoa, Chordata, Actinopteri, Perciformes, Percidae. Gene Ontology annotation, molecular function: ubiquitin protein ligase binding. The coding region runs from base 693 to 1103 and encodes 136 amino acids.